GUGAAGCUUUAUUCUAAGAAUAUUUGUUUCAUCUAGUUCAUGAGCUCAGAUUAUACUCUAAAUGUUACAGAAGUGUUGAAAGACUGCUCUGUCAUGAGCACCGACAGUAACUCUUUAGCACGUGAAUUUCUGACCGAUGUCAACCGGCUUUGCAAUGCAGUGGUCCAGAGGGUGGAGGCCAGGGAGGAAGAAGAAGAGGAGGAGGAGACACACAUGGCAACCCUUGGACAAUACCUUGUCCACGGCCGAGGAUUUCUUUUACUUACCAAGCUAAAUUCUAUCAUUGAUCAGGCAUUGACGUGUAGAGAAGAGCUCCUGACUCUUCUUCUGUCGCUCCUUCCAUUGGUGUGGAAGAUACCUGUUCACGAAGAGAAGGCAGCAGAUUUUAAUCUACCAUUCUCAGCUGAUAUAAUCCUGACCAAAGAAAAGAACUCAAGUUCACAAAGAUCUACUCAGGAAAAAUUAUAUUUAGAAGGAAGUGUUCCAUCGGGUCAGGUUUCUGCAAAAGUAAAUAUUUUUCAAAAAGGCAGACGACAGCGUAAAACCACCCAUCGCUAUUCUGUACGAGACGCAAGAAAGACACAGCUCUCCACUUCCGACUCAGAGGCCGAUUCAGACGACAGAAGGACAGCAGUGAACAAGCACAGACGGCCCCAUCAACUGCAGCCUUUUGUAACACAGGCUCCUAAAGAAGACAGACUUACAGCUCAGCCUGAGCGCUUGCCAGCCAAAGAACAGACUCCUCCUCACACCAUGGCUUUGGAAAGUUUCCAAGAGAUAAUACCAAGACAGGAGGCAAACACCGACAUUUUAAGUGAGCCAGCUGCCUUGUCUAUUAUUGGGCGCAUGAACAAUUCUCCAUUUGACUUAUGUUAUGUUUUGCUAUCUUUAUUAGAGAAAGUUUGUAAGUUUGACAUGACCUUGAAUCAUAAUUCUGCUCUAGCAGCCAGUGUAGUGCCCACACUGACUGAGUUCCUCGCAGGCUUUGGGGACUGCUGUAAUCUCAGUGACAACUUGGGGAGUCAAAUGGUUUCUGCAGGUUGGACUGAAGAACCAGUGGCCUUGAUCCAACGGAUGCUUUUUCGAACAGUGUUGCAUCUUAUGUCAGUAGAUGUUAGUACUGCAGAAAUGAUGCCAGAAAGUCUUAAAAAAAAUUUAACUGAAUUGCUCAGAGCAGCUUUAAAAAUUAGAACUUGCCUGGAAAAGCAGCCUGACCCUUUUGCACCAAGACAAAAGAAGACACUCCAGGAGGUUCAGGAAGGUUUUGUGUUUUCGAAGUACCGGCACAGAGCCCUGCUUUUACCCGAGCUUCUGGAGGGAGUGCUGCAGAUCCUCACCUGCUGCCUUCAGAGCGCAGCCUCAAACCCCUUCUUCUUCAGUCAGGCCAUGGACUUGGUCCGAGAAUUUAUUCAGCACCAUGGAUUCAAUUUGUUCGAAACAGCAGUUCUUCAAAUGGAAUGGCUGAUUUUAAGAGAUGGUGUUCCUACUGAGGCCUCAGAACAUUUGAAAGCCCUGAUAAACAGUGUGAUGAAAAUAAUGAGCACUGUCAAAAAAGUGAAAUCAGAGCAGCUUCAUCAUUCCAUGUGUACAAGGAAGAGGCACAGACGAUGUGAAUAUUCCCACUUUAUGCAUCACCACAGAGAUCUCUCAGGUCUCCUGGUUUCCGCUUUUAAAAACCAGGUUUCCAAAAACCCAUUCGAGGAGACUGCGGAUGGCGCUGUCUGCUACCCUGAGCGAUGCUGCUGCCUGGCUGUGUGUGCGCACCAGUGUCUGCGCCUGCUGCAGCAGGCCUCCCUGAGCAGCACGUGUGUGCAGGUCCUGGCAGGAGUCCAGGACGUCGGGAUAUGCUGCUGUAUGGACCCCAAGUCUGUCAUCAUUCCUUUGCUCCAUGCUUUUCAAUUGCCAGCACUGAAAAAUUUUCAGCAGCAUAUAUUGAAUAUCCUUAACAGACUUAUUUUGGAUCAGUUAGGAGGCGCUGAGGUGCCACAAAAAAUCAAAAAAGCUGCUUGCAAUGUGUGUACCAUUGACUCUGAUCAACUAGCUGAAUUAGAAGAAACACUGCAGGGGACCGCGCAUUACGAGGAGCCUUCCUCAGGCCUGUCCAGUCCUUACAGAUGCCAAGGGAUCCUGCCUAGCAGUGGGUCUGAAGACUUGUGGUGGAGAUGGGAUGCCUUAAAGGCAUAUCAGAAUUUUGUUUUUGAAGAGGACAGAUUACAUAGUGUCCAGAUUGCAAACCAUAUUUGCAAUUUAAUGCAGAAAGGCAAUGUAGUUGUUCAGUGGAAAUUGUAUAAUUACAUAUUUAAUCCUGUGCUCCAAAGAGGAGUUGAACUGGCCCAUCAUUGCCAGCACUUCAGUGUUACUUCGGCUCAGACUCAUGUGUAUAGCCAUCAAAAUCAGUGUUUGCCUCAGGAAGUGCUUCAGGUUUAUUUAAAAAUGCUGCCCACCCUGCUUAAAUCAAGGGUAAUAAGAGAUUUGUUUUUAAGUUGUAACGGAGUAAGUCAAAUAAUUGAAUUAAAUUACUUAGAUGGUAUUCGAGGUCAUUCCCUAAAAGCAUUUGAAACUUUGAUAAUCAGCCUUGGGAAGCAACAGAAAGAUCCAUCGAUUCCAGGUACUGAUGGGAUAGACGUUGAACAGAAGGAGCUGUCAUCCGUAAAUGCACGUCCCUCUCUCCAUAGCCAGCAGGCAUUUUCAGAUUCUCCUCAGAGUCUCAGCAAGUUUUAUGCUAGCCUCAAAGAAGCCUACCCAAAGAAACGGAAGUCCAUUAACCAGGAUGUUCACAUCAACACAAUAAACCUCUUCCUCUGUGUGGCAUUCUUGUGCGUAAGUAAAGAGGCCGACUCUGACGGGGAGUCUGCCAAUGAUUCGGAAGACACUUCCGGCUAUGACAGCACGGCCAGCGAGCCCUUGCACCACAUGUUGCCCUGCUUGCCUCUGGAGAGCCUUGUCCUGCCUUCCCCCGAUCGCAUGCACCAAGCAGCAGACAUUUGGUCCAUGUGCCGUUGGAUCUACAUGUUGAGUCCAGCUUUCCAGAAACAGCUUUCCAGGCUGGGUGGUUUUCGGGUGUGCCAUAAAUUAAUAUUCAUGAUCAUACAGAAACUGUUCAGAAGUCACGAAGAAGAGCAAGGAAGAAAGGAAGGAGCUACAGAUGUGAAUGAGAACCAAGAUUUCAUGAGAACUGCUCAAUCUGAGAUCACUGUGAAGGAGGAUUCAUUAUCUUUGACUGUGAAAAGUCCCCCCACACCAUCAGAACCAGGUAGUCUAAAGGAGAGUGCUGACAGUUUAGAUAAAUUAGAGUCACGGCAUAUCUCUUCCACAAAUGAAGACCAAAUCUUAGCUGCUGGAGCUGCUCCUGAGGAAGCAGAGGGACUUUCAAGUCGAGAAAGUGAGACCUCACUUCAGAGCAUACGGCUUCUGGAAGCCCUUCUGGCCAUUUGUCUUCACAGCACCAGAGCUAGUCAGCACAGGAUGGAACUGGAGUUACCUGAUCAGAACUUGUCUGUGGAAAAUAUAUUGUUUGAAAUGAGGGACCAUCUUUCCCGGUCAAAGGUGAUCGAGACAGAAUUAGCAAAGCCUUUAUUUGAUGCCCUGCUGCGAGUUGCACUGGGUCAUCACUCGGCAGAUUUUGAACACAGUGAUGCUAUGACUGAGAAGAGUCAUCAGCCUGAAGAAGAACUGUCAACCCAACCUGGAGAGCUUUCAGAAGAAGCCGAGGAUGCUCCGUGUUGUAGCUUUAAACUCUUGGUUGAAGAAGAAGGUUAUGAAGCAGAUAGUGAAAGCAAUCCUGAGGACAGUGAAACUUGGGAUGACGGGGUAGACAUAACGCCUGAAGCCGAAGAUUUCAUUGCUCCAGGCAGUCCAAGUGACUUACUUGAAAACCUCACUCAGGGGGAAAUAAUGUAUCCUGAGAUUUGCAUGCUGGAAUUGAAUUUGCUUUCUACUAGUAAAGCCAAACUUGAUGUGCUUGCCCAUGUAUUUGAGAGUUUUUUGAAAAUCAUCAGGCAGAAAGAAAAGAAUAUUUUUCUACUCAUGCAACAGGGAACUGUGAAAAAUCUUUUAGGAGGGUUCUUGAAUAUUUUAACACAGGCUGAUUCUGAUUUUCAAGCAUGCCAGAGAGUAUUGGUGGAUCUUUUGGUAUCUUUGAUGAGUUCAAGAACAUGUUCAGAAGAGCUAACCCUUCUUUUGAGAAUAUUUCUGGAGAAAUCUCCUUGUACAGAAAUUCUUCUUCUGGGUAUUCUGAAAAUUGUUGAAAGCGAUAUUGCUAUGAGCCCUUUACAGUAUCUAACCUUCCCUUUGCUGCACACUCCGAAUGUAAGCAGUGCUGUUUCAUCACAAAAGUGUCCUGGGAUUCUCAACAGUAAGGCCAUGGGAUUAUUGAGACGAGCACGGGUUUCCUGGAGCAAGAAAGAGGCUGACAGGGACGGUUUUCCCCAGCAGCUGCUCUCCUCUUGGCACGUAGCCCCAGUGCACCUGCCGCUGCUGGGACAGAACUGCUGGCCGCACCUUGCAGAAGGCUUCAGCGUUUCACUGUGGUUCAACAUGGAGUGUGUCCUUGAAGCUGAGAGUUCCACAGAAAAACUAAAGAAGAUCAGGAAAAGAAAGAAGUCAUUAAUUUUUCGGGAUAGUAGUUUUGAUGGAACAGAGACCAACAGGCCAGAAGGUGCAGAGUACAUAAAUCCUGGUGAAAGACUCAUAGAAGAAGGCUGUAUUCACAUGAUUUCACUGGGAUCCAAAGCACUGAUGAUCCAAGUGUGGGCUGAUCCCCAUACUGGCACUUUCAUCUUUCGCAUGUGCGUGGAUUCAAAUGAUGAUGCGAAAGCUGUUUUACUAGCUCAGGCGGAAUCACUGGAGAAUGUUUUCCUCCCAAGCAAAUGGCAACAUUUAGUACUCACCUACUUACAGCAGCCCCAGGGGAAAAAGAAUAUUCAUGGGGAAAUCUCCAUAUGGGUCUCUGGACAGAGGAAACCUGAUGUUACUUUGGAUUUUAUGCUUCCAAGGAAAACAAGUUUGUCAUCUGAUAGCAAUAAAACAUUUUGCAUGAUUGGCCAUUGUUUAUCAUCCCAAGAGGAGUUUUUGCAGUUGGCUGGAAAAUGGGACCUGGGAAAUUUACUCCUCUUCAAUGGAGCUAAGAUUGGUUCACAAGAGGCCUUUUAUCUAUAUGCUUGUGGACCCAACCACACAUCCAUAAUGCCGUGUAAAUAUGGCAAGCCUGUGAUUGACUACUCCAAGUAUAUUAGUAAAGAAAUUUUGCAAUGUGAACAAAUCAGAGAACUUUUUAUGACCAAAAAAGAUGUGGACAUUGGUCUCUUAAUCGAAAGCCUUUCGGUUGUUUAUGCAACAUGCUGUCCUGCUCAGUACACCAUCUAUGAGCCAGUUAUUAGACUUAAAGGUCAAGUGAAAGCCCAGCUCUCUCAAAGACCUUUCAGCUCAAAGGACGUUCAGAGCAUCUCAAUGGAACUUCAUCAUCUAAAGAAUCUCCGACCUAUAGAGUGUAAAACUAUCCAAGGCAUUCUACAUGAGAUUGGGGGAACUGGGAUAUUUGUAUUUCUCUUCGCUAGGGUUGUGGAACUUAGUAGCUAUGAAGAAACUCAAGCAUUAGCACUGAGAGUUAUACUCUCAUUAAUUAAAUACAACCAACAGAGAAUACAUGAAUUAGAAAAUUGUAAUGGGCUUUCCAUGAUUCAUCAGGUGUUGAUCAAACAAAAAUGCACUGUUGGCUUUCACAUUUUGAAGACCCUUCUUGAAGGUUGCUGUGGGGAAGAUAUUCUUCAUCUCAAUGAGAAUGGAGAGUUUAAAUUAGAUGUGGAGUCUAAAGCUAUAAUCCAAGAUGUUAAACUGCUCGAGGAGCUAUUGCUUGACUGGAAGAUAUGGAAUAAAGCAGAGCCAGGUGUUUGGGAAACUCUGCUAGCAGCUCUGGAAGUGCUCAUCCGAGCAGACCACCAGCACCAGAUGUUGAAUGUCAAGCAGUUAUUGAAAGCACGGGUCGUUCAUCACUUUCUACUGACUUGUCAGGUUUUGCAGGAACACAAAGAGGGGCAGUUUACAUCCAUGCCCCUAGAGGUUUGUAGAUCAUUUGUGAAAAUUAUAGCAGAAGUCCUUGGAUCUCCUCCAGAUUUGGAAUUAUUGACAAUAAUCUUCAAUUUCCUUUUAGCAGUUCACCCUCCUACUAAUACUUAUGUUUGUCACAACUCCACAAACUUCUACUUUUCUUUGCACAUAGAUGGUAGGAUCUUCCAGGAGAAAGUAGAGUCGAUCAUGUACCUGAGACAUUCCAGCAGCAGUGGAAAGGCUGUCCCCGGCCCUGGUCUGAUGACAAUCAGCCCGUCUGGUUUUACCGCUUCACUACCUGAAGGAAACAGUUCCUCCAGUAGUGUUCUACUGCCGACGGCUGCCAACCUGCGGCGUUCUAGAAGCCUGCCAGCACUUCCCACUUCUUCUCUCACGCCACCACAAAAGAUGACUGGAAGUUCGGACUGUGGCCUUGACAAGUUACAAAGUACUGCAGAUGAUCAUGUUGCUUCCCAACCUGAGAAAUGGAAUCUUCCGGGGAGUUCGGAGACACUGAGAAAAGGCGAAGAGGAUGCAUUCGUCAGUAGCUGUGAAUCUGCAAAAACUAUUUCUGAGAUGGAAGCUGUCCUUUCAGGACAAGCUUCUGUCAGUGGUGUUCCCAGAGGAACAUUGGAGUUUCUGGUGGUCAAAGUAGAUCAGAAAGAGUUGGAUGCAGAACCCAGAGCAGAUGGUGACAGCCCUGGGGACGAAUCCUGCCCACGCCGCCCUGAUUACCUAAAGGGGCUGGCCUCAUUCCAGCGAAGCCACAGCACCAUUGCAAGCCUAGGGCUAGCUUUCCCUUCACAGAAUGGAUCUGCAGCCAUCCGCCAAUGGCCAAGUCUUGUUGACAGGAACACCGAGGACUGGGAAAACUUUGCCUUUUCUCCUGGUUAUGAGCCAAACUACUACCGAACUACAGAUGUUCACAGUGUAACUGAAGAUUGUUUGAUUCCUAUAUGCUGUGGAUUAUAUGAGCUCUUAAGUGGAGUUCUCCUCAUCCUACCUGACGUUAUGCUUGAAGACGUGAUGGACAAGCUUAUUCAUGCAGAGGUGCUGUUAGUCCUCAUGAACCACCCCUCGCCUGCUAUUCAGCAAGGAGUUAUUAAACUAUUAGAUGCAUAUUUUAAUAGAGCAUCUAAGGAACAAAAAGAUAAAUUUUUGAAGAAUCGUGGCUUUUCCUUGCUAGCCAACCAGCUGUAUCUUCAUCGAGGAACCCAGGAGCUGUUAGAGUGCUUCACAGAAAUGUUCUUCGGUCGACAUAUUGGCCCUGAUGAAGAAUUUGAUCAGGAAGAUGUGAAAAACGUGGGACUUUUUCAGAAGUGGGCUGUCAUUCCUAUUCUGGGACUUAUAGAGACCUCUCUAUAUGACAACACCCUCUUGCAUAAUGCUCUCCUACUUCUCCUCCAAAUACUAAAUUCUUGUUCUAAGGUAGCAGAUAUGUUGUUGGAUAAUGGUCUUCUCUACGUGUUGUGUAAUACAGUAGCAGCCCUGAACGGAUUAGAAAAGAACAUUCCUUUGAAUGAAUACAAACUGCUUGCUUGUGAUAUACAGCAACUUCUCAUAGCUGUUACAGUUCAUGCCUGCAGUUCCUCAGGCUCACAGUAUUUUAGAGUUAUUGAAGACCUCAUUGUGUUGCUUGGAUAUCUUCAAAACAGCAGAAAUAAGAGGACACAAAAUAUGGCUGUCGCACUGCAGUUCCGAGUUCUCCAGGCUGCUAUGGAAUUUAUAAGGACCACUGCAAACCAUGACUCAGAAGACCUCACAAAUUCAUUCCAGUUACCUUCUGCUCCCCAUCAUACAAUACUUCAAAAGCGAAAGAGCAUUGCUGGUCCUCGGAAAUUUCCCCUUGCUCAAACUGACUCCCUUCUGAUGAAAAUGCGUUCAGUGGCGAGUGAUGAACUUCAUAUGAUGAUGCAACGGAGAAUGAGCCAGGAGAACCCUGUCCAGGCAAGCGAAACAGAGCUUGCACAGAGAUUGCAGAAGCUCACCACUUUGGCUGUUAAUCGGAUUAUUUAUCAAGAGUUUAGUCCAGACAUUGUUGACAUUUUGAGUACUCCAGAAAAUGCCACUCAAAACAAGACCUCAGUUUCCCAAACUGAAAUUUCUGAAGAAAAUAUUCAUCAUGAACAGAUUUCCGUUUUCAAUCCAUUUCAGAAAGAAAUAUUCACGUACCUGGUAGAAGGAUUCAAAGUAUCUAUUGGUUCAAGUAAAACCAGUGGUUCCAAGCAGCAGUGGACGAAGAUUGUAUGGUCUUGUAAGGAAACCUUCCGAAUGCAGCUGGGGAGACUACUCACACAUAUUUUGUCACCAGCCCACCCUUCACAAGAGAGAAAGCAAAUUUUUGAAAUAGUUCAUGAACCAAAUUAUCAGGAAAUACUACGAGACUGUCUUAGCCCAUCCUUGCAACAUGGAGCCAAGUUAGUUUUGUAUUUGGCAGAGCUGAUACAUAAUCACCAAGAUGACUUGACUCAGGAAGAACUAGACACAGCAGAACUGCUUAUGAAUGCGUUAAAGUUAUGUGGCCAUAAGUGCAUCCCUCCCAGUGCAGCAACAAAACCAGAGCUUCUUCAAAUCAUCAAAGAGGAACAAAAGAAAUAUGAAACUGAAGAAGGUGUGAACAAAAUUACCUGGCAGAAAACAGUUAAAAAUAAUCAACAAAGUCUUUUUCAGCGUCUCGAUUCAAAAUCAAAGGAUAUAUCUAAAAUAGCUGCAGAUAUCACCCAGGCAGUGUCUCUCUCCCAAGGAAUUGAGAGAAAAAAGGUGAUCCAGCAUAUCAGAGGGAUGUACAAAGUAGAUCUGAGCGCCAGCCGACACUGGCAGGAGCUUAGUCAACAGCUGACCCAUGAUAGAGCAGUCUGGUAUGACCCCAUCUACUAUCCAACUUCCUGGCAGUUGGAUCCAACAGAAGGGCCAAACCGAGAGAGGAGGCGUUUACAGAGAUGUUACUUAACUAUUCCAAACAAGUAUCUGCUUAGGGAUAGACAGAAAUCAGAAGAUGUGGUCAAACCACCACUCUCUUACCUCUUUGAAGACAAAACUCAUUCUUCUUUCUCUUCUACUGUAAAAGACAAAGCUGCAAGUGAGUCUAUAAGAGUGAAUCGCAGAUGCAUCAGCGUUGCCCCGUCUAGAGAGACAGCUGGUGAAUUGUUAUUAGGUAAAUGUGGAAUGUAUUUUGUGGAAGAUAAUGCUUCUGAUACAGUUGAAAACUCGAGCCUUCAGGGAGAAUUGGAACCAGCAUCAUUUUCCUGGACAUAUGAAGAAAUCAAAGAAGUUCACAAGCGCUGGUGGCAGCUGAGAGACAACGCUGUGGAAAUCUUCUUAACCAAUGGCAGGACACUGCUGUUAGCACUGGAUAACACCAAGGUGCGUGAUGACGUGUACCACAGUAUACUGACCAGUGACCUUCCUAACCUUCUGGAGUACGGCAACAUCACUGCUCUGACAAACUUGUGGUAUACUGGGCAAAUUACUAAUUUUGAAUAUUUGACGCACUUAAACAAACAUGCCGGCCGAUCGUUCAAUGAUCUCAUGCAGUAUCCGGUGUUCCCAUUCAUACUGGCUGACUACAUUAGUGAGACCCUCGACCUCAGUGAUCCAUCUGUCUACAGAAAUCUCUCCAAGCCCAUAGCUGUGCAGUAUAAAGAAAAGGAAGAUCGGUAUGUGGACACAUAUAAGUACUUGGAGGAAGAGUACCGCAAAGGGGUCAGAGAGGACGACCCGCUGCCCCCCGUGCAGCCCUACCACUACGGCUCCCACUACUCCAACAGCGGCACGGUGCUGCACUUCCUGGUCAGGAUGCCACCCUUCACCAGGAUGUUCCUGGCCUACCAAGAUCAAAGUUUUGACAUUCCAGACAGAACCUUCCAUUCCAUGAACACAACCUGGCGUCUCUCAUCUUUUGAAUCCAUGACCGACGUGAAAGAACUUAUCCCAGAGUUUUUCUAUCUUCCAGAGUUUUUAGUUAACCGAGAAGGCUUUGAUUUUGGUGUGCGUCAGAACGGUGAACGGGUUAAUCAUGUCAACCUCCCGCCGUGGGCACGUAACGACCCUCGUCUUUUUAUCCUCAUCCAUCGACAGGCUCUGGAGUCUGACCACGUGUCCCAGAACAUCUGUCAGUGGAUUGACUUGGUGUUCGGGUACAAGCAAAAAGGGAAGGCUUCCGUGCAUGCCAUCAAUGUCUUCCAUCCUGCUACAUAUUUUGGAAUGGAUGUCUCUGCAGUUGAAGAUCCAGUUCAGAGACGAGCUCUGGAAACCAUGAUCAAAACCUACGGCCAGACCCCUCGUCAGCUGUUUCAGUCAGCCCACGUGAGCAGACCUGGUUCCAAGCUCAGCCUUGAAGGAGAGCUUCCUGCGGCCGUGGGGCUGUUGGUGCAGUUCGCUUUCAGAGAAACCCGAGAGCAGGUCAAGGAAAUUACCUAUCCGAGUCCUUUGUCGUGGAUAAAAGGCUUGAAGUGGGGGGAGUACGUGGGUUCCCCAAGUGCUGCGGUGCCUGUGGUCUGCUUCAGCCAGCCCCACGGAGAAAGGCUGGGUUCCCUCCAGGCUCUGCCCACCAGAGCAAUUUGUGGUUUGUCCCAAAAUUUCUGUCUUCUGAUGACAUACAGCAAAGAACAAGGCGUGAGGAGCAUGAACAGCACAGACAUCCAGUGGUCCGCCAUCCUGAGCUGGGGCUAUGCCGACAACAUUUUAAGGUUGAAGAGUAAACAAAGCGAGCCUCCAAUAAACUUUAUACAAAGUUCACAACAGUAUCAGGUGACCAGUUGUGCGUGGGUGCCCGACAGCUGCCAGCUGUUCACUGGGAGCCGGUGUGGAGUCAUCACAGCCUAUGCAAACAGGAUGACGGGCAGCACGCCUUCAGAGAUAGAGAUGGAAUCUCAGGUACAUCUCUAUGGGCACACAGAAGAGGUCACCAGCUUGUUUGUCUGCAAACCAUACAGUGUCCUGAUAAGUGUGAGCAGAGACGGGACCUGCAUCAUCUGGGACUUGAACAGGUUGUGCUACGUACAAACUCUGGCAGGACACAAAAGCCCUGUCACAGCCGUCUCUGCCAGCGAAACAACAGGUGACAUUGCCACUGUGUGUGAUUCAGCGGGUGGAGGCAGCGACCUGAGACUCUGGACAGUGAACGGGGACCUCGUGGGACAUGUGCACUGCAGAGAGAUCAUCUGUUCCGUCGCUUUCUCUAACCAGCCUGAGGGGGUGUCCAUCAAUGUGAUCGCGGGGGGCCUGGAAAACGGAAUCGUGAGGUUAUGGAGCACGUGGGACCUGAAGCCGGUGCGGGAGAUCACGUUUCCUAAAUCCAAUAAGCCCAUUGUCAGCCUCACGUUUUCCUGCGAUGGCCACCAUCUGUACACAGCGAACAGCGACGGGACGGUGAUCGCCUGGUGUCGGAAGGACCAGCAGCGCCUGAAGCAGCCCAUGUUCUGCUCCUUCCUCAGCAGCUACGCGGCUGGAUGAAGAACUGGGCUCUCCAGCGCUCGGACUCCACACUCUGUCCAUAACUUCUCCAUCGCCGGAGGGUGACCUGCAGAAACGGUGACCAAACAACCCUUCCGAAUAAUAUCAAGUCUAUUCAUCUGCACUGAACUCUGCAGCCUCACGGGUCCUGAGAAGGUUUGUUCUGUUAGUGAUCAUCUGCAGGGUGUGACCGCGUGCCCUGACCAACAGGACUGAAGCCUGGGACAGUAAAUGAAAAUCGUAUUCUUCAAGUUUUUUCCUACAAAAAUAUUCUAAAGAAAAGAUUAGGGUCGCUCCUUUUUCUAUUAUUCUAAGAGGGCCAACAGAAUUUAAAUUGGUUGGCUAAUUGUUUAUAAAAUACUCUAAAAAUUAUAUUUAAAAUUUUAUGCUGAGAUAACUUUCAACUGCCCUCCACCCCCCAGAAAAAGGAAAGAAAAGGAUAAAGAAUUCAGGAUUUGAUCACUGCUUUCUUUAAUAAGUAAAUUGUUUGGUAGGUGCCUCUGCACCAAACAUUUUAUGGAACAUCUGAAUACUAAAAACAGACUACUAAUGAAUCUCAAUAUUAAAAGGCAGUUUCUGCCAGUUGCCUUCUUAAUUCAAAGUAGAACCAGAAUGUUUUGACAGCCUCUAAUAAGAACAGGGGUAUCUGAUUUCAGACACAUUCUGUGUCUCCAUAAACGUCCCACUGAAAAUCCAUAACACUAGAUAUUGACUACCCUUAGCUGAGUCACUAAGGUUUAACACAAUAAGUCUCUUCAUAUCUGCCAUGUAUAGAGUAUUGAAAACUUAACAGUUUGCAUUAGAAAGCCUUCACUGUGCAGAGAGUUUGCACGGAUAUUAAUAAUCCACUGGGGGUGAGACGUUUAAUGUGCAGGAAGAGGUUUCUUCCCCAGAAGAGAAGGUGAUGGCUUACUUUACCUUAAACAUGAGGCUGAACGAUUCCUGUAGGAAAGUUUCUGCUCUGGUUCCACUGACCUGUACCUGAGAAUCUGAGGAACAGGAGACACAUCUCACUGCACCACAGCGAACUCACUCGCUGCAGGGACAGAAUCCUGAAACUCUUGGAACAGUCUCUCUGCCAUGUAUCACGGCUGUGUUUCUACUUGGGUGCUGCUGGAUUGGCUUUGGAGACACUAAAAUAUCUGAGUAAUGUUACACGGGAUAAAAAUAUGUAUUCCUGCCUGAAAAUAACUGGCGUGUUUGUGAUGAAAAUUUGACUCAUAUGGUGUUUACAGAACUACUUUUGUAACUUCCAGACUUUCUAAAACAGUCUGCUUAGAAACUGUUUAAAAUAUAAUUCCCAAGUCUCUGCGUCAAGAUCAAUACAGGAGGCCGCGAGUGGCCACGUGCGCGGGUGACCUGAGGCCGCACCAGUGUCACCACAGCGCCAGGCUGCGCCCGAUCCUGUGCGCACAGACUGCCGGGAGUUCUGAGGUCCAGACAGGUGCAGACAUGACAUUAUUCCUGUUCACGUUGAAGUGAUUUGCUUUGUUUAAAAAAAAAAUUGCAGCUAUUGUCUAGCAUUCAUUUUUCUACUGAAAACCUUAAAUUAGUCCCAUUAGAAUAGGGUUGCUACUCAGUCUCUUUUUUUAAGGCUGAAUUUCAUCAGUUAUCUCGAGGAAAUAUGCAAAAUAACUGGUCUUAUUAAGAGUGCAAUAUUAUAUUUUUAUGUAAAAAUACAAUUGAAUAUGGGGGGAUUAUUUAUUCAGCAUGAAACUUCCUCUGUACGUGUCUGAGGCGCCUCUGCCGUGCAUGUCGCAGAGACGUUCCUGGGAUGACCGCAGCUCCUCCUCUGUGUGCAUGGCCACUUCCGACGGAAUAAAGUCACAGGAACGGAUUUGAAGACUUAUUCUUUAUACAGUUUAAACAUAUGGCCAGGCCCUGGCCAGUUUGGC
Messenger RNA from Molossus molossus (Pallas's mastiff bat), 13394 nucleotides. It is a transcript of the gene LYST, whose product is annotated as lysosomal trafficking regulator. Gene Ontology annotation, cellular component: membrane; cytosol. Bases 40 to 11499 code for a protein of 3819 amino acids. The transcript has 52 exons. Gene Ontology annotation, molecular function: protein kinase binding. NCBI's taxonomy places the organism in Eukaryota, Metazoa, Chordata, Mammalia, Chiroptera, Molossidae. The record is from RefSeq and is a predicted model, not a curated record. Gene Ontology annotation, biological process: intracellular protein localization.